GGUGACCCAGAUUUGUAUCGAUCCUCAGAUCAGACGAAAGGGGAAUGCUUUUUAUUUUGACAACCAGCCAGUGACUCGUCGACUCCAGCCUGAACGGGAAGAGAGCAACUACUUGGCAGCCCAAACACAUGGUGUGUUUAUGAUAUUCAGAGUAUAUAAAUGCCGUAAUCUUUCCAUCACGACACAAAGGACAAAAUGUCUGGAGACGACCAAGUUUUUCGCGACGUUCUGUCGUCUAUUCCCAACGAAGUCCGUCGUUACUCGGGCGACGUCGCCGACUACAUCGACAAGCACGUCGAAAAUUUGGCUGGGCAGCUACGCAUACAGCUCUCAUCCGCCCAAUGGAUCCCAGAGUCUGUCCGUCCGCGACCGCCCCCGUCGCGCUUUUCCGCCGAGAUGGUGCCGCAGUCUACAUACGAAAAGUUUGAGGACUGGGUUUCAAGACACAAGCUGGUGACGGGCUUGAUCGUGCUUGCGACGGGCACCGUCAUGUACCAGUGCUACCGACGCAGCCAUUUUUGCCGCAAAACGCGCCGGGCAAAGCGUGCCCGCAACGGUGGCCGCUUAGAGGUCGUCGUAGUUGCGGGUAAACCCAGUCUGCCGUUGACCAAGGCGAUCGCGCUGGACUUGGAGAGGAGAGGUCACACCGUCUACAUUGUUUGCAACUCGGUCGAAGAUGACGCCAUGGUGCGUAACAUGUCGAGGAUGGACAUAAAGCCUUUGGCCAUUGACAUUGCAGACCCUCCCAGCGCAGGAGCUUCGAUCGACCUGUUUGCUCAAUACCUUCAAACGCCCCAUGCACCCGUAUCUAAAGCAAAGGCCAACUACCUGACUCUCAAAGCCGUCAUCCUCGUACCAUCCCUCAGCUACCAGACCUCUCCCAUAGCCACCAUACCGCCAUCAAGUUUUGCCGACCUCUUCAACACACACCUCCUCCACCCCAUCCUCACCAUACAGGCCUUCCUGCCCCUUCUCACCGCUAGAUUAUCGACGCAGCCACCAGAACCGGAGAUCGGCCCUGAUGGAAAGGUAUCAAAGACCAACACCAACUCCCCUCCCAAGGUCCUCGUCUUCACUCCGUCCAUAAUAUCCUCUAUCAACCCACCCUUCCACGCCCCCGAGGCCACAGUCUGCUCCGCUCUGUCGGCCUUCACUGAGGUUCUGACGGCGGAGCUCCGCCCGCUCUCAAUCCCAGUCACGCACGUGCAGCUGGGCACGUUUGACUUUGCCAGCUUCACACCAUCGGCGCAAGCCGGCGCGGCGGCUACUGCCCGUGCCGCGCUGAUGCCCCCAUCUUCGGACAGCUCAUCAGAGGCUUCCUGGCCCGAAGGGGCGCGUCACGCUUACGGCCGUAACUUUGACGCCCAAGCCAGCUCUGCAACAGUCGGCUCCGGAACCGUCUUCCACGGCCUACGUGGGACGUCGUUGAGGGAACUUCACAACACCGUCUUUGACAUUAUACACACCGCGGGGGGUGUCCAGCCGCCGACGGUGGUGCGCAUCGGUCUCGGCGCCGACCUUUACGGCUUUGUCGGCCGCUGGGUGCCGCGCAAUUUGGUGGCGUGGAUGAUGGGCGUGAGAAAGGUCGACGAUCUCGCGGCGUGGCAACCCGCGUCGGCCGACAACUCGCCAACUAACUCGCCAAAGAUAUCGCCAAAGACCUCACCAAGGUCGGUGAGCGAGAGCGGUGAAUUUAUCGCCGUGACUGGGAGCACCCUGGGAGACGCAUCAGACUCCAACCCCUGGAGAGCCCCUGUAUAGUCAGCGAGGAGGAUUUUUGAAAAAGAAAAAUAUCGCACGUCCGCAGUAAUGGUAUGGAAUUAGCGAGACAAGUAUCUAGGUAGAAUCUGAGAUACUUGAGCAAAAUCGCACCACAUCCUGAACCAGAGUGAUUUGCCAUGGUAUACAACGCCACUCUAUAAAACUUAAUAAAGCAAGCCACACCACCAACGCCAAACAUGUACAGAAGAA
Pyricularia oryzae 70-15 is the source of this 1971-nucleotide messenger RNA. RefSeq lists its product as uncharacterized. The record is from RefSeq and is a predicted model, not a curated record. NCBI's taxonomy places the organism in Eukaryota, Fungi, Ascomycota, Sordariomycetes, Magnaporthales, Pyriculariaceae. The coding region runs from base 196 to 1761 and encodes 521 amino acids. The transcript has 3 exons.